Messenger RNA from Magallana angulata, 1576 nucleotides. RefSeq lists its product as uncharacterized. The transcript has 6 exons. Lineage: Eukaryota; Metazoa; Mollusca; Bivalvia; Ostreida; Ostreidae. The record is from RefSeq and is a predicted model, not a curated record. The coding region runs from base 135 to 689 and encodes 184 amino acids.
AUUUAAAAAUUUUCGCAAAAUUUUCAUAUGUUUAUUUAUUCUCAUUAAAGUUUCACUGCAAAGGCUUACAUAUUGGAAUAUUUUUUCCUGAAAAUUCUUGAAAAUUUUAAUUAACUGAAUUGUUUUGUCAAGCGAUGGAAGAGAAAUCGAGGAUUCCUUUACUGCUGACUUUUAUGUGCAUUUGUUCAGAGGUAUCAUCGUUGUCAUCAUGCGAGGAAUCAGCCAGUACAGUGCGACACGUUGAUCGCUGUCCAACAGACUCAGAAUCAUGGGAAAUGGCUGCCAAAAACAAGAACUGUGAUACCAUUAAACAGAAUUGCUCGAACAUACAUUAUUUUCAGUAUCAUUGUGUCAUAAAUGCGUGGAUGAACGAGACUUUAGAAGUGUGUGCACCUAAUCGUAUUAUAUUUGGCUAUUGCACAGAAUAUAAUGUCAUGGGGCGAGUUAUUCAAGAGAACUACCUCGCAGAUUGUACAAAACAUGAUCCGCCAUGCCCAGAAUUCUACAACUCAGCAGAGGCAUACAAAUAUCAAAGUUGUUAUCAGCUGGUAAAAAAGAAUCAUCAAACAAUAGAGUAUAGCAACGAAGAUAUAAAGAAACCAGUUGUACAUGUGAUGUCAACUUCAGAAAUGCUCCGCGGAGGUAUAGCGGUUAUAUUUCUAUCCAUACUGCAUGCAUGUGUUUUAUAAGGAACAGUAUGUGUGUAUAACUCCCAUGACUGCAUGUUUACCUGUAUGUGUUGAUGCAGUCGCAAGAACUUCGUCUAACUUUCAAAUGUUCAUCUGAUGGGAGCCUGUACAAUUAAGUCUUUCAAGAAAAAAGGAGAAACUUUUAAAUGGCAGGGUUUAGAGUGAAAUUUGUUGACAAAUAAUAAGACGUUGUUACAAAUACAAUGUUACAGUAAUGUUGUAAUUGUGAUGCCAAUCGAAAAUCGUAACAUAUUAUUUCCGUUUAUUUGAUGUUGCCUAUUAACUCCUCGUUGGAUCAACCGCAUGCGUUGAAAUAUUAAUUAUUAUGCAUAUUCAUCGGUGAUUUCACAAUCCUAUAGAUGUUAACUUUGUUCUUGAAAAUGACCGCGUGACUUAUCUUAAAUUUACUUAAAAUCGUCAUUCUACAAUUAAUUUAUCAUGUACAGCCUGUUAAUUGGUAUUAAUAUUAAAACGAAUGAUUUAUCAGUUAAAGUGGCGUGGUCUCGAUUUUGGUCAAACAUAUUUUUCCGAUUUUAAUAUUUACAAUGCUUCAGUAAGGCAUUUUUAAUAGGCAACCAAAUUUUGAGUGCCAGUCGUUGAGUUAUAAGCGAGUUACAGAGCUUACAGUUCUUUGCUAGUGUAAACAAAGCUUUUGUUUUAAUAAAAUUCCAGUUUUAUACUCAAAAUGAAUGUGUUAAACGUUAGGAUCUGUUUUUUAUGCUUAUUAAUAAAAUGAAUUAGAGUAUAGACAAAUCAGCUGGAAAAGCACGUUUUUACUAGACUAAGUAUAUUGAACCCUGAAUAUUUUACAAAAACAGGGCACGAGCCUUGUUUGCAUGAGAAAGAGUUGUGACCCCUGUAUAUUGCUUAUAUCUCUAUCCCAUGCU